This is a messenger RNA of Olea europaea var. sylvestris, 1143 nucleotides long. Its product is annotated as pentatricopeptide repeat-containing protein At2g22410, mitochondrial-like. The record is from RefSeq and is a predicted model, not a curated record. NCBI's taxonomy places the organism in Eukaryota, Viridiplantae, Streptophyta, Magnoliopsida, Lamiales, Oleaceae. The transcript has 4 exons. Gene Ontology annotation, molecular function: protein binding; RNA binding. Gene Ontology annotation, biological process: RNA modification. Bases 1 to 1143 code for a protein of 380 amino acids. Gene Ontology annotation, cellular component: intracellular membrane-bounded organelle.
AUGCUUGCUCUCUUCUUCCUCAAAUCACGACAACCUUGUACCCUUAAACCCUUCUCAAAACGCCCAUAUUUUUCUCCAGUUUCACUCCACACUCGCCCUCUCUUGCCCCGCAGAAACAAACCGAAGAAUAAUGAGAAUUCCACCACCAAGUGGAACACAACACACACUUUUGUUCUCUCGAACCCCACACUUUCUCUUCUUGAAACGAAAUGCAAGUCCAUGAUCCAGCUCCUGCAAAUACAGUCCCAAAUGAUCAUUACUGGUCUUUCUUUAGAUGGGUUGGCUUAUAGUCGUUUAAUAGCCUUUUGUGCUCUCUCGCCAUUUGGUGAUCUUAAUUAUUCCAAAAGAUUAUUGUCCCACAUGCAUUACCCAAAUGCGUUUUCUUGGAAUAUAGUAAUUAGAGCGUUUACUGAUAGCCCAAUUCCGUUACAAGCUUUUGUUUUAUACAAAAAAAUGUUAAUUGUUAAUAGGAAUAGUAGCAUUAGCUUAAGGCCGGAUAAUUAUACUUUUCCAUUGUUGUUCAAGUCUUGUGCUAGAUUGUUAUUGUUUUAUAUGGGCCAUGAGAUUAUAGGGCAUGUUCUGCAAAUGGGUUAUGAUAGUGAUCUAUUCGUGCACAAUGCUUUGAUACAUUACUUGGUGUCAUGUGGAGAGUUGGAGGCUGCAGAUAAAGUGUUUGGCGAAAAUUCUGUGAGGGACUUGGUUUCAUGGAAUUCAUUGAUCAAUGGGUAUGUUAGGAGUGGGAAAGCGAAGGAUGCAUUGAGGUUAUAUAGGGAAAUGGAGAUGGAGAGGGAUGGGAAUCCUGAUGAGGUUACUAUGAUUGGGGUGAUUUCAGCGUGUUCUCAGUUGGAGAAUUUGAGGCUUGGGAAAGAAUUUCAUCAAUAUAUUCGAGAGAAAGGGUUGAAUAUGAGCAUCCCACUUGCUAAUGCUCUUAUUGAUAUGUAUGUGAAAUGUGGGGAUCUUGCGGAAGCAAAGAUAUCUGCUUACAUGAAUCCAAUCUGGUUGAGUAAGUGUGUUUGGUUCCUUUUCUCCGUGGCUGUAGAUGCUAUACUCGUGAGUGCAUCUUUGUCCAGCAGAUUCAAUGCAUUAAUCACCAUCCAAAAUUAUAGAACUGGCAAAAAUAUGGUUGCUUACAAGCUUGCAUGA